Molecule: messenger RNA, 5430 nt
Organism: Exaiptasia diaphana
Lineage: Eukaryota; Metazoa; Cnidaria; Anthozoa; Actiniaria; Aiptasiidae
Product: putative ATP-dependent RNA helicase DHX57
Exons: 29
Cellular component (GO): intracellular anatomical structure
Molecular function (GO): protein binding; RNA binding; ATP binding
Source: RefSeq, a predicted model, not a curated record
CUAGACUGGGAAAGUACUGAAAAAUUCAGCGAAGAAGCCAAUCAGUUUGCUUUAAAGAGACUCACUCAAUGCGGGUUUGAUAAAMRUCGUUGCUUAGCAGCGUUAUCGAGAUGUGAUGGUGACGUUGGUGCUGCACUUGAAAAUCUAGUAUCUUCWUGYUGUUAUAUUAAAUACAACAAUAAARAUGAUGUAGAUAACUCUGAAACAAUACAGUUAGCCAAGCAACAACGUGAUGAAGAAUGCCUUGCUUUGAAAUCAAUCUAUGAUGACAAUUUUAAUGAAUCAAUUGCAGAUAAACUUUGGACUGUGAAUAUUUCAAUGGAUUUUCUAGAAGAAAAAUUUAAAACAUCUUUGAGAACAGAAGAUAAAAGGGAGACAAGAAAAAUCAAGAAACCACAAUCUCAAUCCAAAAAUAUAUGCMGKUUUUUUCUGAUGGGAAAGUGUAAGUUUGGUUCAAAAUGUAAAAUGAGCCAUGCUAUACUAGAAGAUGAAAAUAAGAUUGAUGAUGAACAYCUAARAGUUGCWGAAAAGCCUGUUCAAUUUGUACUGGAAGUCAGAUUUCCMAAAGGAUCUAUUUACCCAUUUGAACAACCAAUCUUAGUGUUUUACACAACAAGUGAAGUUAUUCCUCAAUUUGUUUCCCUUAAUAUCACCAAAGCAUUGAAUGAGGAAGCCAAGGAAUAUACUGAGUCUUCAUCACCUGUUGUUUUCUCUGCAAUAAGCAUUCUUGAGGACAAAGAAAAUAUAUUGAUGCUUUCAGCUAUGAAACCUUCAGAGUUCAGUCAGCCUGAGAGAACAAACCCCCAAGCAGUCAGCAACACAUUGCUGCUUAGGGAAGAUAUACCAACAAAAGCAUUGAAAAUGGCCAAACAUGCGAAUAGUUCAAAGAAGGAAAUGAGUAUCCAAGAGAAAGAAGCAUUGAAUAAGAGAUUAAAACUUCAAUUUGACAAGCAAAAGACAUUUCCAGCUUAUAAAGCAAUGCUUGAAAACAGGAUAAAACUACCUGCUUGGAACUCAAAGGACGAGAUAAUUUCUAGUCUAAAGAAUCACCAGGUUCUUGUUAUUAGUGGAAUGACUGGAUGUGGUAAAACAACUCAAAUCCCACAAUUCAUUCUUGAUGUAUACCUUGAAGAAGGAAGAGGUUCAGAGUGCAAUAUCAUCUGUACCCAACCACGACGUAUCUCAGCCAUGUCYGUAGCUGAAAGAGUGGCUGAUGAAAGAGCAGAAAAGCUUGGGGAUAUUAUUGGUUACAAGAUAAGAUUGGAGAGUAAGCAGUCAUCGUCCACCAGAUUGUUAUACUGUACUACUGGCAUCCUGUUACGAAUCCUUGAGAAUGAUUCUACGUUAACAGGAAUCAGCCAUGUUAUUGUUGAUGAAAUCCAUGAAAGGACUGAAGAAAGUGACUUCUUAAUGAUGGUAUUGCGUGACCUCGUUAUGGAGAGGCAUGACCUCCGCAUUAUCUUAAUGAGUGCUACUCUUAAUGCCAAACUAUUUUCUGAGUAUUUCUGCRAUGCUCCAGUCAUUCAUAUUCCAGGUAGAACCUUCCCUGUACAUGAGUACUAUCUAGAGGAUGCACUUGAGAAAACAGAGUUUCAAAUGGAUCCAAGUUCACAGUAUGCAAGGCCAAUGAAAAGAUCCAAAUCUUCAAAGCAAUUUGAAGAUGGCUUCAAAGGAGCAGGGAGUUCCCAAAACCUUACUAAGAUUGCAGGAGARGUGAUAACAGCUAGAAAGAAACCACCUGGCAAUGUCAAGGAUGAAGUYUUGAGUGAAAUACAGUUGGGGUUGAGAUAUGAAGACUACAGUCAAAGAACAGUCUCAGCUCUGUACAUCAUGGACCAUGAGAAAACUAACUUUGAUCUGAUAGUGACAGUACUGGAAUGGAUUAUCACUGGUAAACAUGAGCAUCCAGAAACUGGUGCAGUUUUAGUCUUCCUGUCUGGAUUGGCUGAAAUAAUGACAUUAAUGGAACAACUGAACAACCACACCAUGUUCAAAGAUAAAAAACGGUUUUUGAUAUUGCCAUUGCACUCAACAUUAUCAAGUGAUGAGCAAUCAUUAGUCUUUAAAAAUCCCAAGCAAGGUGUUACCAAAAUUGUCCUAUCAACCAACAUUGCAGAGACAUCAGUAACCAUUGAUGACAUUGUUUAUGUCAUUGAUUGUGGAAAAAUGAAGGAAACCAGAUAUGAUUCAAGUAAAGGUAUGGAAAGCCUUGAAGAGACCUGGGUCUCACGUGCUAAUGCACGUCAACGUCGUGGACGUGCUGGCCGUGUCAUGUCAGGUGUUUGCUUUCACAUGUUCACAAGUCAUCGCUAUAACUUUAUUAUGCAGGAGCACCAAGUACCAGGUAGAACCUUCCCUGUACAUGAGUACUAUCUAGAGGAUGCACUUGAGAAAACAGAGUUUCAAAUGGAUCCAAGUUCACAGUAUGCAAGGCCAAUGAAAAGAUCCAAAUCUUCAAAGCAAUUUGAAGAUGGCUUCAAAGGAGCAGGGAGUUCCCAAAACCUUACUAAGAUUGCAGGAGARGUGAUAACAGCUAGAAAGAAACCACCUGGCAAUGUCAAGGAUGAAGUYUUGAGUGAAAUACAGUUGGGGUUGAGAUAUGAAGACUACAGUCAAAGAACAGUCUCAGCUCUGUACAUCAUGGACCAUGAGAAAACUAACUUUGAUCUGAUAGUGACAGUACUGGAAUGGAUUAUCACUGGUAAACAUGAGCAUCCAGAAACUGGUGCAGUUUUAGUCUUCCUGUCUGGAUUGGCUGAAAUAAUGACAUUAAUGGAACAACUGAACAACCACACCAUGUUCAAGGAUAAAAAACGGUUUUUGAUAUUGCCAUUGCACUCAACAUUAUCAAGUGAUGAGCAAUCAUUAGUCUUUAAAAAUCCCAAGCAAGGUGUUACCAAAAUUGUCCUAUCAACCAACAUUGCAGAGACAUCAGUAACCAUUGAUGACAUUGUUUAUGUCAUUGAUUGUGGAAAAAUGAAGGAAACCAGAUAUGAUUCAAGUAAAGGUAUGGAGAGCCUUGAAGAGACUUGGGUUUCACGUGCUAAUGCGCGUCAACGUCGUGGACGUGCUGGCCGUGUCAUGUCAGGGGUUUGCUUUCACAUGUUCACAAGUCAUCGCUAUAACUUUAUCAUGCAGGAGCACCAAGUACCAGAGAUCAAACGAGUUCCAUUAGAAAAGCUGUGCUUGCGAAUAAAGAUUAUGACUCUGUUUUUUGGCCAUGAUGUGAAGGGUGUACUCAACAAACUGUUAGAACCUCCUAGUGAGAAUGCCAUUGAUGAUUCAUUGAAAAGACUUCACAGCCUUGGUGCCCUAGACACUAGUGAGAACCUCACGUCAUUGGGAUAUCACUUAGCAGCYCUCCCAGUUGAUGUCAGGAUUGGGAAACUUAUGCUACUUGGAGCAAUCUUCCGGUGUCUUGACCCAGUGUUAACGAUUGCUGCAGCYCUCAGCUACAAGUCACCUUUUAAUACCCCAUUUGAAAAGCGUGAUGAAGCUGACAARAAAAGGAAACAGUUUUCCACUGGAUGCAGUGAUCAUUUAACAUUAUUGAAUGCAUAUCAGAAAUGGAUUGAUGUCAUGAAAAAAGGCACCAGCRUUGGCUAUCGCUACUGCUAUGAUAACUUCCUGUCCGUCAAAACAUUGCAGAUGAUUGCAAGCCUCAAGUGUUUGUUUGCAGAGUUACUGGCCGACAUUGGUUUUCUUAACACAAAAAUGACAUCACGUCAGCUGGAACGACUUGCUCCAAGGACAGGAGAUGGUGUACUACAAGGCACUGGACCCCAGGUCAAUUCAAAUGCUGACAAUCAAAAACUAUUGUUGGGGGUGCUGUGCGGUGCUCUGUAUCCAAAUGUUGUCCAGGUUGUAAAACCACAAAUUAAGUACAAAGCAUCAAGUAGUGGUAAGUUUGACAACCAAGUUUUCAUCCACCCCAAGUCAGUGAAUUUUGAUACGAAUACUUUUGAUAGUCCAUACUUGAUAUACCAUGAAAAGGUCAAGACUUCGAAGGUAUAUGUUCGAGAUACCAGCAUGGUGUCAGUAUACUCCCUGUUACUGUUCUGUGGUGAUUCACUCAACAUUAAUGUCGAGAAAGGUGCUUUGGUGAUCUCAAUUGAUGAUGGAUGGGUACGUUUCAUCUCUUCAUCGAAUCAAGUUGCAAGUUUAGUUCGCACUUUACGGAUUGAGUUGGACAAGCUGCUGUCAGACAAGAUUGAAACACCCAGUUUGGACCUUGUUACUUGUCCACGUGGAAGUCGKAUCAUUGAAACAAUAUGCCAUCUAAUAGCAAGCCAAUGAGGGUGUUUCAACUAAGCCACAAAUGGUUUAAAGAUGUGAAGGUUGUUAGGCUAAAGUGGUAUAAACAACUAAAAUAUCAAAUUCAACCAAUCACUUAGUAUUUUGAGAUGGCAACACUACCACAAUACUGCAUGUGGCUGUAUAAAGCACAAUGCAUUGUUGCCAUUAAACUUCACAUUGGAUACAUUACAAAAUGGMAUUUCUAAAUUGAAUUUGUUUCCAUUGGAGUUUUUGACUGUAACCUUGAAACCAGGAAACUUCUUUCUARACAGCAACAGAAUGGCUGACAAUGCAUGUCGGUCUUGGAAUACACUAUUUUCAUGAUCAGCAUUCAAUGUUUUCUGAAAAACCUGUAAUUAAAGCACAAAUGCCCUCAUAAAAGUAUUUUAUUCUAUACUUCAGAAUGAAUAUUUCAAAAUAUUAUACCAAUAAUUUUGUACAAUUAUGUUACAUGAAGAGAAAGAUUAUAAAAUAGUUAUCAGAUAACCUUAUUAGAUGAUACUUUACAGCCAUAUUUUUUUCAGUGUKUAGAAAAAUAUUGAAUUCAACCCUAUUGCCAUUUUAUCAAUAUGAGAUGGGAACAAUGUCAUAAUAUACUAAUGAAUGUAAUGAUAUAGAAUUAAUAAAAUAAUUAUAACAGACUUAAACAAAAUGGUAAAUAAAUUGUUUGUACUCAGAAAUAUCAUAUUCUUCACUGGAUGAGGAGAACAAUUCACUACAUUUAGAUUUGUAGAUUUGAAGCUAGUCAAAAUGGUACACAAAUAAUAUUAUUACAUUAAUAGAUAAAAAAAUUAAAACCUAGUAGUAAAUAUCAAUAAAGUGCAAUACUUCCAUGAAACAUCAAGUCAAAGUAAGAAAAAUUGCAUCUAAUUUUCAUCGUUUGCAUUGCUUAGUGACAUAGCCCAGACAAAAUUCACAACAAGUGAUCAGUGAUAGACUGCCAUCAAUCAAAGUUAUUAUAAAAAACUGGUGGUUGACAACAAAGCAUUAAGUUGAUUGACAGCUGUCUAUUGCUGUUUAUGCCAUUAUGAAGUUUGAUCUGGACUGGGCACAGAUGUAGUAAAUAAACUUUACCAUAUUUACUCUACUUCUGUAAUGCAUGCUUUCAAAUAAGUGUAUAUUAGAAAUGAAUUG